GCAGACAGGCGGGUCCAUCUUUGUACAGGGAGCGGGAGCCAGUCUGGAUGAACCAGUCCAGUUCAAAGUGACAGCAAGUGGUCCACACAAACAUAUCUGGGAGACUGUGGUCCAACUGGCAAUGACUGACCCACCAUCACCUCAACAACAUGAAAAUGAGGUCACAAAGAAAGAUGGAAGAGUCACUGAGACAAAGGAGAAGAGGGAGGCAUUUGAAGCACCACCUCCUGUCAUCAAGUUCUCAGGGUCUAGCCUGAACAGCUCUAAGGGUCUCCGGAGGCAGAAGAGGGACUGGGUGAUCCCACCAAUCAACGUGGCUGAAAAUUCCCGAGGACCUUUCCCUCAGAUGCUCGUCAGUAUUCGCUCAGACCAAGACCAGGACAUCUCAAUCAGAUAUAGCAUCACUGGGGUGGGAGCAGAUCAACCACCCAAUGAGGUGUUCAAUAUCGAUCCUGUGCUUGGGAAGAUGUUCGUCACCAAACCUCUUGAUCGAGAGCAUCGCUCUUCUUACCAUUUGCGUGCCCAUGCUGUAGACAUGAAUGGGAACCAGGUGGAGAACCCCAUCGAUCUCUACAUCUUUGUCAUUGACAUGAAUGACAAUAGACCCGAGUUCAAAAACCAGGUCUACAAUGGCUCUGUAGAUGAAGGCUCUAAACCAGGAACGUAUGUAAUGCACCUGUCGGCGUUUGAUGCCGAUGACAACACUACAGCCAAUGGAAUGGUGCGCUAUCGAAUCCUGUCUCAGACGCCACAUAGCCCCAUUCCCAACAUGUUCACCAUCAACAGUGAGACUGGAGAUAUUGUGACGGUGGCCACUGGUCUGGAUCGAGAGAAACUGUCUCAGUAUACCAUCAUUGUACAGGCCACGGACAUGGAGGGUAACCUGAACUUCGGCCUUUCCAACACAGCCACCGCCAUCAUCACUGUCACGGACAUCAAUGACAACCCUCCCAUGCUGACCUCCAGAACUUUUUCCGGUGAGGUCCCAGAAAACCGAGUGGAUGUUGUGGUGGCUAAUUUGACGGUGAUAGAUGCUGACCAACCACACUCGCCCAACUGGAAUGCCAUCUACAGGAUCAUCAGUGGAGACCCAUCUGGGCACUUCACCAUCCGCACUGACCCUGUCACCAAUGAUGGCAUGGUUACCGUGGUUAAGCCAGUAGAUUUUGAGAUGAACCGUGCCUUCAUGUUGACGGUGGUGGUGUCCAACCAGGCCCACCUAGCUAGUGGCAUCCAAUCUUCUCUCCAAUCCACAGCUGGGGUCACCAUAUCUGUCCAGGAUGUCAAUGAAGCCCCUUACUUUCCCACAAACCCUAAACAUAUCCGCUUUGAGGAGGGGGUCCCUGCAGGCACCAGCCUGACGACCUUCUCAGCUUCAGAUCCUGACCGACUACAGAUGCAACAGACAAUCAGGUAUUCAAAGCUGAAUGACCCUGCAGACUGGUUGUCCAUCAACAGAACUAAUGGUCAGAUAGUAACCACAGCGAUGCUCGACCGGGAAUCCAUCUAUGUCAAAAACAAUGUAUAUGAAGCCACAUUCCUGGCAACAGACAACGGCUCUCCUGCAGCCAGCGGCACAGGAACGCUGCAGAUCUAUCUGAUAGAUAUUAAUGACAACCCCCCAGCGCUCAUACCCAGGGAGUCUCAGAUCUGUGAGAGAUUGAACAGGAACGUCAACGGUGUCAACAUCACAGCCGCUGACGCUGACACGGACCCCAACGCCGGACCCUUUGUCUUCGAGUUGUCAAACUUCCCCACCAGCAUUCGACGCAACUGGACAAUUUCUCGGAUUAGUGGCGACUAUGCCCGUCUGGGUCUGCGAAACCAGAUAUAUUUAGAGCCGGGGAUGUAUGAGGUCCCUGUGAUUGUGUCAGACUCGGGGAACCCUCCAUUGUCCAACAGGUCAGUCAUCAAAGUGAAGGUGUGUCCCUGCGAUGAAAACGGAGACUGCACCACUCUUGGAGCCGUGGCAGCCGCUGGCCUGGGAACUGGAGCCAUCAUCUCCAUUCUCAUCUGCAUCAUCAUACUGCUCAGCAUGGUGCUGUUGUUUGUGGUGUGGAUCAAGCGCAGGGAGAAGGAAAGGCAGACUAAGCAGCUGCUAAUUGAUCCUGAAGAUGAUGUCAGAGACAAUAUCCUCAAAUAUGACGAAGAGGGAGGAGGCGAGGAGGACCAGGACUAUGACCUGAGUCAGCUGCAGCAGCCUGACUCCUUGGAGCAUAUCAUCAGCAAGCCGCCUGGCGUCCGCAGGGUGGAUGAACGUCCCAUCAUCCCUGAGUCCCAGUACCCAAUCAGACCUGUUGUGCCCCACCCUGGAGACAUUGGGGACUUCAUCCAUGAGGGUCUGCGAGCAGCAGACAACGACCCCACUGCUCCUCCUUAUGACUCCCUGCUGGUGUUUGAUUACGAGGGCAGUGGCUCCACUGCUGGCUCUGUCAGCUCGCUUAACUCCUCUAGCACAGGGGAUCAGGACUAUGACUACCUCAACGACUGGGGACCUCGCUUUAAGAAGCUGGCCGACAUGUACGGAGGAGGGGAUGAUGAUUAAAUCUGCCCAGUCACACAUGCACACAUACACACACACCCUCGUCCCGUCAGCUGGCCUGCCACGCUCUGUCCCUCUAACAAAUGGGGUUAUUACACCCUUACUGAAUACAUGUUAACAAUGACAUGUUCACACUGACCAAGUGACUGACCUACCAACCAAUCAAAUUACUCACCACAGAGGACCAGUGCUGUGAGUCACUUUCGGGUGCUCUUCUCAGCCGCCUACUGCUCGAAGCCUGUCUAAGACUGAAACGGAAGCUCUGAAUUGCAGGCUUCUCAUUGUUUGUAUUUUUAAACUCUCGUGCUUUAGUUUCAGUUUCAAUUUUAUGCUAGAUGCAGGUUUAAUUCUUUUUGUCUGAUUCUGUUUUCUGUCUGGUUUGUACACUUUUUGUUUUUGUUUUUUUCAAUUUUUUGUCUGUCCCCCUCUCCCCUUCUAUUCGAGCCAUUCUCUAUUCCUGAGGGUUUUCACUUUUCCCUUGCUGUCAGCCCCCGCCUGCCUUUCUGCAGAAGCUUUAGGUUGAGCUGCUUGCUUUGUCUGAGGAGAACAAAAGAAGAAAAUAGAAGAACAAGAACACAGAUAUGAAAGUCCUUCCUGCACAGAGGGCCAUGGUUUAUUCUUUCUUGAACUUGAAUUACUUAGAACAGAAGCACUGUUGUUUAAAAAGUGCCUUCAGUGGUGCAUAUUUUACCAGACUCCCGCUAACUCAGGAUUGGUUGCCAUUUUCUGGGCUUACAUGCCCCCAUAUGACCCCUGACCCUUUAACUCAGACCUUCCCUUGUCAUUUCUGUUGUCCGAUGGGGCUGCGGUAGCUGCGGGAGAUGUCAGUGCUGGUUUCAGAGGAGCACUGACUGGGUUACGAGGGCGCUUUAUGUACACGUACUGUACAGAGGCCUACAGUGUGUCUGUACUGCAAGUUAGGGACAAAUCAUUAACUUUUCAUGUCGGGCAUAUCUGUGCUUCUAGAUCCCAACCAACUUGAAAGUGAUUGGUGAAAUCACAAAUAUACAAAAUGGGACUGUCUUAGAAAAGAAAUGCAUUGCGUGUCCUUGUUUAUUGUGGCUUCAAUAGCAGCUGUGUUUGUUUUGAGCUCUCAGUAUUGAAACUUGAUAAGGCUUGUUACAAAAUUUUGAAGACUGAAGUCAAGUGUGUUGCUUAUUACUGUAUGUGAAAGUACCUAUGAGGGUUAUUUAAGGAAACUUUGCUGUUAAGAUCAUUUAAGGUUUGCAUGUUUAACCCUACACCCAAAGUAAUUAACAUGGCACCAAUUAUUGUGUGGUAAAUGUGUCAAAGAAAAACUAUGUAAACUGUAAAAACACAAGGGAAAAGACUAGAUGACUUCAAGCAGCUCAGAUGGUGUUACAUUGUGAGCUACAUUGUGAGUCUCUUUUCCUUCUUUUUAUUUUAUUUUUCACUGUUGUUUCUUGACAAACUUUUAAUAUACAAACUUUGGUGCUGGUCCCUGUCACAGAAACUGGGGGAGCUGAGCCUCAGCCAGGGAUUUAGCGCCUUCACAAUCUGUCUCUCUUCAGGCAGCAUUUCAUUCAUCUGAAAUUUUCUCCUGAAUUUGUUGGCUGCAAGUUCAAGAGGUUUUGAAAAGACGUUAGAGGAAGGGAAAGUCUGUUAUGAAGUUCUACACUAAAUCAAAGCAGGCUUGCAAAACUAAACCUUCAGUAAUAGCGCUUUAAGAGACAGACAUUUUGAGAGACAGUUGUGUUAUGACAUAAUGAAAAAGCAGCACUACCCAUGGGCUUUUGUAAUCAUAUUCCAGGCUCCCAGAAAUGCAUAUAGAGAACUGGAAAAAAGAGCUUUAGUCUUUGUAUUUAAAUAUGCAAAAUAUCUCACAAAAGAACCAGGGAAAUGAUGGAAAGGUUUAGUUAUUCCUUAUCUCCUUAGUGCCCAUUGAAAUACUCCUUAGUGGAGUUUAAACUUGAAGUAGAUUAACCAGAUCUUAAAUUAAUUAGGAAUGUGAUGAAUGCUUGAAGGAAAUCUUCAUAACAGCAGUGUUCUUUAGGUGAUGCGAUGACAAGCAUCCACCACUUACUUGUUUGUGUCAUGCUGCUUUUAAGCUCUUCCCCACCUGAGAAUGGUUCAUUUUAACAAUCUUUGGUUUUCACAAAUGGUCAAAUGAGCCCACUGUGAGAAGAAGUACCUGCACUUUCAGCGUGAAUGGAAAGAAGAUAAAUGCUGAUGCAAAUAUCCAUCAUGCCAAAAUAAGGAUGAGAGUCCCUUUUGACUGUAAACAAGAGAAGUAUUCUUAGAAAGGUUAACAGGGUAGGAUUCUCUUGAUUUAGAUUCUUAGAUAAAUGGGUGUAAAUUGAAGCUUGUAGCACAGAAACUGACAGUGGUGAUUUUCAGGACAGCUGUCAGCUCAGAGCGGAAACAGAGUGGAGAAAAAGGAAUGGUUUUCACAGCUUGCUUUGGGUUAAACUCUGAUCUAUCCGAUUGCUCCUCAUCCUACAGAAUAAACACAGCUGUUACUUUCUGCUAUUUGUGAUAAUUUCCGACAUAUAAAUGUUGUGUAUACAGAACAUUUUUAUACAUUUGGUGACAUGAUUGGUCUGUUUCUGUGUGGUCUUUGCUAUUUCUUUCACUCCAGUUUUGACAAGGUAUAUUUCACCACCAAAAGCCAUGUGCAUUUACAGUAAGAGAAUCUGUGUGAUUCUAUACAAGCUUACAGCCAUACUUGUCGCUGUUCAAGUUAAGCUUCAUCGUGGGGAUAAGGUUCCAUUUCAAACCAACUUGUACAGUCUAUAUUAGCACACACUCUCUCCUCUAGGCCUUACUGUAUAUAUGUGAGUGUUCUAUAUUAUAUGAGCUCUUUCAGCAGUGUUAUAAUUCACCUGUGGAGCUCCAACAUUACUGAAGGCCAUCCAGGAUUCACAGCAUAAAUGCAUGCGUCAUGAAAUGCCCAUGCUCUCUUAACAGACAUUCAGACCAGACACACACACACACUUUACACAAGGUAAUUGAACUUUUUAACUGUGUCAUAGUUAUGUACAUGACACAGUGCCAUUAUGAUGCUGAAUGUUAUCACAAUGACACAUGACAGCAAAUCAUCGGUGAAGUCGGUCACACCCGGCUACCAUUUAAAUGCAAUUAGUGAGGGGAAAUGAAGGGAGAUUGAUCAUUACUUGUUGUAUCCUUGCUCCACUCUAAAGUGAGGGAGAAAAUUAGAAUGAAGGAAGAACUAUUGCACUGCUGUAGUCCUUCACCUUCUGGCUUGUCAACAGUGGCUCCUCUGUAUCUCUGACUAAUGUUAGGUAAAGGAAACUUGGUCUCAUUAAGGACACUGCCAGACAAUGGAAACACACAUGACGGGAGACUCCAGCAAAAGCCAGAUGUUUGUCCUGCUUUGGCCAGAAUCACAAAGACAGGCAGCAGUGUUUCAUGUGAAUCCUCCCAAUUCUCCUCCAAGUCCAAGUGUACAUAAUGUAGUAUUUGCUUGAAGCUAAACAGACCAAGUAAAGCAAAUUGUAAUUGUACAAUUGGAGCUUUUUGCAUGUGUCUUUUCUAUAAUGGACAGAUGACUUCUAUUACAGUAAUCAUACAACAUUUCAAAAUGUGUCGCAGCCCGCAUGACCGAGGUUGCAGUCCAGAAAGGAUUCUGGUGUACCAUACUCGCAUAGUUUCAAAUGGAGGAGAAAAAAUGCUGAAAAAAAAAACUUGCACAGUUAUCAAGUCAAAAGACUUUUUUUUGUAAAAUGUCAACAGCACAAAUUUUUGUAUUGUUGUUUGUACCGUUUUGUAAGAAAAUGAAGAAAAACAAACAAACAAACACAAAAAAAGACUGAAUCUGUUGUUUCAAGCGUGUGUUUAUAGUGCCACUGCAAUCUGGGUUUCCAAAUACCGUACCGUACAUGUGCAGCCUUGCAGAUCGACCUUGUAAUAUAGACGCAGAGCUGGAGACUCCCUGUCAGCACCAUGUGUUAUAAAUAAAAAUGUCCCCUCCUUAUAAGAA
Molecule: messenger RNA, 6503 nt
Organism: Monopterus albus (swamp eel)
Lineage: Eukaryota; Metazoa; Chordata; Actinopteri; Synbranchiformes; Synbranchidae
Product: cadherin-4-like
Exons: 14
Coding region: 122-2545 (807 amino acids)
Biological process (GO): cell morphogenesis; calcium-dependent cell-cell adhesion; cell-cell junction assembly
Cellular component (GO): adherens junction; catenin complex; plasma membrane
Molecular function (GO): calcium ion binding; cadherin binding; beta-catenin binding
Source: RefSeq, a predicted model, not a curated record